AUGCACAGUCCGCCAUCAUCGCAGUCUGUUGACUCCGCGGAGAACAUCUACAACCUGCUUUGCGCUGUUCAGGCACAGGCUAACGCGGAUGACGAGGAGAUUAAGGCGCUGCGCCUUCGCAUUGCGGGGUGUGGAGGCGAUGCCCGGGAGACGCGUGACGUAAUUCGCAACCUGUCACAGCAGCACGAGGUGGCAUGCGAGGAGCUGAAAUCGAAGCGUUUGUGCGUUCAGGAACAAGCGGCUCGCUGUGCCGGGGUAAUGGAGGUGCUCAACUCCACGCGGCAGGAAGUGGCAAAAGUCGUUGAGGGAAUUCUGACAUCUGAGCUGCCACUGCACCCAGCAGCGGCAACCACCGCAGAAACAGAAGCAGGCACAGAAGCAGCAGGAGGAAGCAGAAUUAUCCCGGUAGGGCCCCCACAGGGGCCCUUGCCACCGGCAGAACUUCACGACGUCACGCUGAGCCUGAAGCGCAAAAUCGAGACGGCCGCGCUGCAACAGCGACAUCGCAAUGCGGUGCUGCGGCGGCGCCCCAUGGAGGCGGUGCAAGAAACAAGUGCGACCGAUGAGAGUGAGGCGGUUGGGCCAUUUGCAGUGCGCUUCCGACGCGAAGCAACAACACCAACAAUAGCGGAUGGUGCUGUUGAGGUUCAGACUUCGUUUCUGGAGGGCCGGCGGCGACGAAAAGUCAUCACAUUUAACGACGGCCAGUUAGAGGUGCGCGCGGACAUUGUCCGUGGAGCUGCGGCGGCUUCUGUGCCUUCGGCGCACGGCAGUACUCCGGAGAAGGAGAGCGCUCCUGCAGCCUCUACUGACACUGUGGUUUCUUCUUCUGCUGCUUCCAGGGCUGCUGUCACUCCUGUUGGAGCGCUGCGUUUCUCUGCGCGGGCCGCCGACCUCAAGGGGCCGUGCGCACCGCGAAGGACAUGGUGGCGAACAGAAUCCCAUACCGGGAGCUGA
Messenger RNA from Trypanosoma grayi, 957 nucleotides. RefSeq lists its product as hypothetical. NCBI's taxonomy places the organism in Eukaryota, Euglenozoa, Kinetoplastea, Trypanosomatida, Trypanosomatidae. The record is from RefSeq and is a predicted model, not a curated record. The transcript has a single exon. The coding region runs from base 1 to 957 and encodes 318 amino acids.